Messenger RNA from Mytilus trossulus (common blue mussel), 8035 nucleotides. RefSeq names its product nucleoprotein TPR-like. The record is from RefSeq and is a predicted model, not a curated record. Gene Ontology annotation, biological process: protein import into nucleus; mRNA export from nucleus; regulation of mitotic spindle assembly. Gene Ontology annotation, molecular function: structural constituent of nuclear pore. Gene Ontology annotation, cellular component: nuclear pore. The transcript is spliced from 62 exons. NCBI's taxonomy places the organism in Eukaryota, Metazoa, Mollusca, Bivalvia, Mytilida, Mytilidae. The coding region runs from base 15 to 7193 and encodes 2392 amino acids.
CGUUACGAAAAAGCAUGGCGGGGGAUAAAGCCGUUUUAAAUUUUCUUGACGUUUCUGAACAAGAAUCUAUCCCCUUGUCGAUUAAAACAAAGUUAGAAGAAGUGAUCAGCAAAUAUCAUGAUGAAAAUGAUGACCUGAAAGUAAAAUAUGAGAGACUAAGAGUUAACUCUGAACAGCAGUAUUUUGAUGUAGAAAAACAACUAGUUAGCAGUAAUAAUAAACUAGAAUCAGAAACUUCUACAAAUGCAGAGCUUAAGGACACAUUGGCACAGCUGGAACAAAAAUACAAAGAAGUAUCAGAGAAAUUCACAGAGCUUGGAGAUACACAAGAAGGAAGCCUCACAUCACAGUUGCAACUUACAAGAUCCAAUGAACAGCUUGAAGCAGAGAAAAGAGAUCUUACUGUGUUAUUGGAGAAAAAGAAUAAAGAAUUAGACCGAUUAAAUGAUGAAUGGAAAGAUUUCACAGAGAAGUUGUCAAAGGCUAACACAGCCAAGUUUGAAGCACAAGCCAAGUUAUCAGACAUGCAAAGUAGUAUGGUUACCAUAGAGUUUCAAUCAAAAAGAUUACAACAAGAAAAUGAACAGAUGAAAGGACAGAUUGAUUGGUUAAAUAAGGAACUUGGUGAAAAAACAAAGGAAUUAAUGAAUAACAGAAAAGAACAGUCAAGUAAAUUGAUAGAUCUACAGACACAGUUAGAGGAGAAGACAGAAGAAUUAAGACAGUUAACCAAUUCUAUGGAAACUCUAAGGAAAACCAACAGUGAUCAGGCUCAGAGGAUAGAUAAACUCAUUCAGAAGUCUAAAGAUGUGUGUGAUUCACAGAUACAGAGUGAAGAACAGUUUAGACAGGAGCUGGAGGCCAAGUCAAAACUGUCAGAACUUUACAGGACUUCGGCAGAAGAAGCUGAAGAAAAAAUAAAGGAAUUAAGUAGAGCUGUAGAUGAACUACAGAAAUUACUAAGAGAUUCUGCAAAUGAUCAUACUAAUAUGGAAAAAGAAAAAGAUAAUGAGAUUGAAAAACUUAACAAAGAAAUUGAGGAUCGAGAGAGUGGAAUCAGGCUGUUAAAGCAAGAGUUGGUGAAUGCUAAUGACCUUAUUGAUGCAGCAAGGAAGAAAAAUGCCACCGACCAGCAAGUGGACUCCAUGUUUCCAUCAGCGGCUGCCACCAGUAAAUAUUUAAAAUCUGGCAUGACAUUAACACAGAUAUACAAUGCUUUUGUGAAUGUAUCUGAUGAGCUUAUGUUAGAGAAAGAAGAAAACAAGAGACUGCAGCAAUACCUGGAUGAUAUACUUCAUGAAAUAGAAGAAAAGGCACCUGUCCUAAAGAAGCAAAAAGAGGAUUAUGUACAGGCUUUACAGAAUAUUGAUCAGUUGACCAAACAGUUGGAUAGUUCAUUAUUGGAAAAUCAGAAUUUGAGAUCAGAGGCAGAUGAGAGCAUCAGGAAAUUUAAUCACAUGCAGAGAGAAAAUCAUAAAUAUCAACAACAAAUGCUAGAUCUGUCACAUCAGGUUCAGUUCUUAGUAAAAGAGAUAGAGGAAGUCAAAACUGGAAGAAUUGUAAGGUCAGAGGAUGCCAAUGUAUCAUCAUCAGAAAUCAGUAGUUCAUGUGAAGCAAUAUCAUCUAAACUUGUCACUUUUAGGGACAUAGAAGAUCUACAGAGACAAAAUCAGAGACUUAUAGCUGUGAUACGAGAACUGAGUGAAAAGAAAGAAGAAGAAGAAAAAUUAGCCACAGAAUCUAAAACAAAGGAACUAAAAGAUCAGCUUUAUAUUGCACACAAUGAAUUGAAAGAGCUAAAGAUGGCUAGAGAUAGACAGCAAGAGAUGGUUGAAGCUAUUGUGAAUCAGAGAGAUAUGUACAAAGUUCUAGCACAAGAGACUGCGGGAACAUUGCCACAUUCCUUCAUGAACACACCAAAGCCCAGUAGAAGUGUCAGUGCUAGUCUUCAGAGUCCUGUAACAUCAAUGAGGAGUCCAGGUCUAGAUAAAACUAUGGAAGAAACCAAGGUUGCAUUGAAACAGAUGACUGAAGAUUUCAGUACUUAUAAAAAAGAAAGAAGUGAAAAUGAAAGAAUGUUAAAUGAGCAGAUAGAUAAAACAAGACAGAAUCAAGCGGAUACCAGAGUACAGAAUGCUAAAUUAGCAUCACAGUUAGAUUUCCAGGCUGAGAGAUACAAAGUUUUACUUAGUAAUAAUGAAGGUUAUAAAAAAGAAAUUGCCUCCCUUAGAGAAAAAGUACAGAAAUAUUCUACAUCUGUAGCCAAGCAUGAACAGACAGUCAAUACACUUAGACAGGAUGCAAUGUCAUCACAAGAAAAUCUUGCUAGAGCUCAGGCUCAGGCGCAGAACUUCAAAAUGGAGAAAGAACUUCUAAAGAGUUCAGAAGGAAGAUUACUUCAGGAAAUAGAGAGUCAUAGAAGAGAGAGGCAAUCACAGAGCAUGUUAAUGGCAAACUUAGAGGCUAUAAAGAAUAAUUUAGAAAGGUCAGAGUUUGAUACAAAGACGAGAUACAGUAAUAAGAUAGAAUCACUAGAGAUGGAAGUCAAUACAUUGAAGAGAAAGUUAAAAGCUGAAGAAGAUGAACAUAGAGCACUUAAUACUCUGUGGGAGAAACAGACAAAGAGUUUGAGGUCACAGUUAGAACAGACAUUAAAGGAACAGGAAAGUUACAAAAGUAAAUGUACAGCUUUGGAGAAAGAAAAGCAACAACUUAAACAGCAGACUGUAGAUUUGGAAUACAAAUUGAAAACAGCUGAGCAGACCCUAGCCAAUCGUGGCACUGUAGCAGGAAUGCCUGCAAUACCAUCUUUGGAGUCAAGUACUGCAGACCAGGAAACUAUUAAAGACCUUAGAUUGACCAUUGAACAAUCUAACCAGGAAAUCAAAAACUUACAAGAUCAGUUACAACAUAUCAGAGAACAAAAACAACAGUAUAUGUCUAUAUCUGAAGGCCUACAGAAAACUGUGGCAGAACAUACUGAUGUUGCCAAAGAGUUUGAACAAAGUCGUCAACAAAUUAUGGAAGAGAUGCAGAGGGCUAAGCAAUUAGCUGAAAGAUUGCAGAAGGAGAAACAGCAAUUAAUGAAUGAAAAUAUCAGAUUAUCGGAGGACAGCCAUACUCAGAAUGCUGACAUAAGAAAGAAAUUAGAUGAGACACAGAUUGAGUUACAGGAAGCCGUAGAAAGGAGAGAAGUGGCCAUUUGUAAUGAGAUGGUUGCUGUGGAAGAAAGUUCUGUACAGAGUAAAUUAGCUGCUGAGACUCAGGAUAAGUACCAGAGAGAGUUGAUAUUACAUGCUGCUGAUGUAGAAACGCUGACCGUAGUCAAAAGACAGCUUGAAGAGUUUAACACCAGACUGGCUACAGAAAGAGAUAUCAGAAUUCAAGCAGAAAGAAAAUUGGAAGAACAUUUGAGUUCAUCAUCAGAGAGGGAAGGAUUGAUGAAAGUAGAAAUAGAAAGAAUAGAACAAAGAAACAGAGAAUUAACUAACCAGAAUAAACUGUUACAUGAACAGAUGGAAAAGAUGAGUAAAGAGAUGUUGUCAGUUCAAGCAGCAGUUACCAGGAGAGAAAGUUUAAACACAUCCUUUGGUGAAGAAACAUCCAAGUCUUCUGAACAACUCUUAGAAGUUAUAAAGUUUCUGAGAAAGGAGAAGGACAUAGCUGAAUCAAGGUUAGAUGUAGUACAAGCAGAAACAGCUAGAAUUAAACAGAGAAAUGAACUCCUACAUAGAGAGAUAGAGGACAUUAAUAAAGUAUUAGCAGAAGAGAGAGAACAAUCACAGGCUAGUUUACAGACAGCAGCAAAGCAUGCUGAGCUGAUGAAGAAGGUGGAGAACUUAAAUCUGCUGACAGAUAGUAACAAACUACUGAGAGAGGAAAAGGAUAAAUUACAACAAGAAAUGGAAACAUUAGAGGCUAAGGUGAAUAAACUUGAAAGAGAUAUAAACCCAAUGAUGCAGACAAUCAGAGAUAAACAAGUUACCAUAGAUACAUUAGCAGCAGAGAAAAAUGCUCUGAAAACAGAAGUGGAUAGAUGGAAGGCUAGAACUAGUCAUCUUAUAGAACAGUCAAAUAAGUCAGAUCCAGAGGAGAAAAAGAGAUUAAUACAGGAACGUGAAAACUUGAAAAAAGAAUUAUCUGGAAUUACAGAAGAGAACCAUAGACAAAAAGCCGAGAUUUCCAGAACAAAUCAAAGUUCACAGAAUAUGCAGACUGAGCUUACCAAAUCAAAUCAGAAUGUACUGAACGCACAACAGGAAAUUACCUCACUAAAGACAGAAAUAGAGAACCUCAAAAAAAAAUUACAAACAACAGAGCAAGAUCUGCAGACUAAAACAAACGAGGACGACACUAAACAGAAAACAAUAGUUCAGUUAAAAAAGAUUGGAAGAAAAUACAAAGAGCAGACAGAAAUUAUUAGUAAAGAAAUGGAGGAUUUAAAACAGAAACUGGCAUCCCAGGAGGAACAACAACCAAGUGCAGCAGCCUUAGAACAGGCUACCAGCUCAUUCAGAGAACAGCUGACAAACACAGAAAAAGAGAGAGAUGAACUUAAAAUGAAAGUCGAACAGAAUGAAAAUGAAAGUAAACAGAUCAGAGAACAGGAAAUGAAAAUUAGGGAGAAAGUACAAGAGGAACUUGAUAAGUUAAAGACUGACCAUGCCAAAGUGAAAGAAGAAAAAGAUGAUCAUGAGAAGAAGGUUAAUCAGUCAAAACAAGUUUUACUUACAGCAAGGAAAAAGAUUGGUUCUCAAAAUGAAGAAAUUCAAAAUCAAAAUGCUGAAUUAGAAAAGUUACGACAGAAAAUAAAAUCUGAAGAAGAAAGCUCAAAUGUGACAGAAGGAAGAUUAAAGAGUCAUUAUGAAUCAAGAAUUACCUCCCUUGAAAAAGAGUUAUCUGAACUGAAAGAAUCUGCAGUAGCAGCAAGUCAGGUGCCUGAUCUGAAAACCAACAUAGAUAGACUUGAAAAGGAGAAGUCUGAUUUACAGAAUAAUAUAACUGAACAAAAGUCCAAAAUUGUAGAGCUUCAAAAUAAGAUUCAACAGUUACAGAAGCCACCUAAAGCAGUGGCACCCAAGACACAAGUGGCUAGACCAUCACCAACUGUGGCAGUAGAGGGAACUAGUCAGUCAUCAGAAGCUCCACCUCCAAAGACGACAGCACCAAUUAGACCAAUAGCCUCUCCUGUUGCCAGAGCCCAUCCUACACCUAGUCAGACCCAGGCCAAUAUGAAGGCUACAGCUAGUAUAAGACCUAUGCCUUCUCCAUUAUCUGUUGCUAUUACUACACCCACUGCAACUGUGAUGCCUACAACUGUAUCCCAUCAGGAACCCCAAGAGGAUGGGGUACCAGCAGCACAAAUAUCUCCUGUGACCACAACAACUAGGCCUACACAACAAGUCCAGAGAGUUAUACCUCAGCAAGAGUUGUCAGACCAAAGUUUACCAGAUUCAGAAUCAUCACAACCAGAGACUGUUGUCGUAGAACCCCAGCAGUCGACAUCAAUACAGCAGACGACAGUUGUCACACCCAUGACUCAGACAGCUGUUGCAACUACACUGGUUCAACCUACAAUACAGCCAUCCACAUCAGCAGGAACCAGUAGAGAAGGAGCAACUAAAAGAACAAGAGAGGAUAGUGCUGAAGAAGAAACUGAGGCUAAAAGGUCAAAGGUGAUACCACAUCAGGAAGCUCAGGUGAUACCCAGUAUAGUGGUGACAGAAUCAUCAGACAGAUUACAGGAACAGUUACCUGAUUACCUUAGUGCUGAGGAAGAAACACAAACAGAGGAGCAGACGCUAACAGGUCUAGCUGAUGACCAAACUCAGACAUCAGAACCAGCAACACUGACCUUCACAGAAGAAGAUUUAGCAGGUUCACAGCAGCAGUCAGAUAAUGUAGACACAGCCAAUGUUGAAGAGGAAGAAGGUGAUGAUGACGAUGGUAUUAUUAUUCUGGAUGAAGAUAACGAGGAAAGUGGUGAAGAAGAAUAUGGAGAUGAAAAUGAGGGUGAUGAUGAGGAUGAGGUCGAGGAAGAGGAAGUGGAUAUUUAUGAAGAUAUGGAUGAAUAUCAUGAUGCUCAGGAGGGCGACGAGCCAAUACAGGAAGAUGAUUAUCAGGGGCAGGAUGGUGAUAUGGAGGAAGAGGAGGAUUAUUCUGUGGAGCAGGAAGAUGACAUGCAGGAUGAUCAGAGAGGAGAUGAGGAGGAGGAAGAGGAAGACGAUGAUGAUGCUGUAGUCGUUAUAGAGAGUGACGAAGAGGAUUCUAGAAUGGAGGCUCAAGAAGUGGAAAAUCAACCUACAACACAGGCAAAUACAGUUUCUGUCCAACCAGUGAUGCUGCAACAACAGGCUCAGCCAAUCGAAAGACAGACAUCUGUCACUAGGGCACAGUUAACUCCCUUUAUAAUUGGGAGCCAAGGCUAUGAAGAUGGAGAGGAUGGAAUAGUACCCAGUACACCAACCUUAUAUAUACCUAUGAGAGGGGACGGGUUUGCUGAAGCUAUCAGUUCACCAAUGGUACAGCAAAGAUUUACGUUUGGAUUGUCAUCGUCAGAGAGUCAUUCAGACUUGGCUCAAUUAGAAUCACAAAGAGCGUGUGGAAUGGAUGAUACCCGUAUGGACUUAUCACAGUUACAGGAGGGUAGUGGAAGAAGUGUACCUAGUACACCACUGAGGACCACAGCUCCUGUAUCUAUCAGUGAGUCAGCCUUGGCAGCAGCUGCAGCAGCCAGUCAGUCAGCCUCAGAAUCUAUCCAAGGAACAGAGGAGAGUCAUUCUACACAAGAUGUACCAGGACUUUUAGAAGAACAGACAGAACCAGACUCAACAGACACAGGGGACAAUGCUCAAGGAGUAGAUGAUACAGAUGGCCAGCCAGGAACGUCAGCUGACUUGGGAGAACAAGAUGGUGCAUCUAGGGACGACACAUCUGAUAGAUCUGACGAAAAGCCAAAAAUACAGCCUAUUGUAUGGGAAGCUGGUGCUGCCAUUAGAACACAAACAGGUCAUACUGGUCCGUCAUUCCGUUCACGUCCACCUCGACGAGGACAGCCUCCAUAUCAAGGUCAUACUCAACAGAGAGGUAGAGGACAGUUCAGUCAGAGAGGCAGGAGUCCUGUUCCACGAAGUACACGAGGUGGAGCUAGAGGCAGUAGAGGAGGCAUGUUCAGAUCUCCAAACAUGUACUGACCCUAGUUUUAUACUGUAACUUAACUAUGUUUGUCAAAUAAUAAAGCAUGGAUGUUAAAUUUUUAAAAUCAUCAGUACUGAUUAUGCCUGAAAACUUAUGUCUUAACAUUAUGUCAUUUGAAACAUCAGUACAUGAUUAAUGAAAAAUAUUAUGACAGAUACGGAAAUAUUUAUGAAACAUUCUGAAACUCCUAUAUUUAAUAAUUUUAUCAUGUGCAAUAAAUAAAAUUGGUCUAAUAACAAAUGUAUAUUAAAGUAAAAAUUGUAAAAGGUACUAUAUUUUUGGUUUGUUUCUUGUUUUGAUAACUCAAGAGUUUUUGAAGUAUAUCAGAAAGGUUGUUUAAAUAAUAGUGCUAAGAGAUAAUUGAUUGUUAGACAUUUUACAAGUAAAUAUGAAGCAUAUUCCACAGUAAAAGUAUAAAUGUUGUAACUUAAAUUUGCUCUCAAAUGUUCUCUGGAAAGUAAACAAAAGUUGUUUUGUUAAAAAGUAUGAUAUCCUUUCAUUAAAAAUUAAAUUUCUUGAUAAGUGUGACACGUUAUAGCCGUAAGCAUUGUUUUUUGUUCACAAAGUUUUUUUAUAGGAUGUUUUUAACAGUUUUUGGCACUACAUGUAUUACUAACUUCAGGCUUGUUUUAAUAAUUAAAAGAAAAAAUUAAAAAGUGUAUAUGUGACGAAAUACAAAAAAAAUGUGAAUUUUGUAUUAUUAUAUUUCUGUUCAUAUGCUUAUUUUUGCAUUUCUAUGAAUGAUUGUGUAUUGGACCAUAUAAGGAAGAACGGUUUGUUAUCAAUAUGAAUGAUAUGUAGUAAUGAAUGUCAUUUUGCAUUAAAUGAUUAAAUGUCA